ACCUCCUCCUCCUCCUCCUCGAUCCACCAGCACCACCAUCACGAUGGCCUCCACUAUCAGCACCACCAUUGCACUCAUCGUAGCCACAUUGCUCGUCCGUGCCCGAGCUCAGCCUGUGGCCCCUGGCCCGACCCCGGCACCGCUCAACCUCACCGCCGUCCUCGAGAAGGGCGGCCAGUACACCACGCUCAUCCGCCUCCUCAGGACAACCCAAGUGGAGCAGCAGGUCAACAGCCAGCUCAACAACUCCUUCAACGGCCUCACCGUCUUCGCCCCCACCGACAACGCCUUCAACAGCCUCAAGGCCGGAACGCUUAACGGCCUCAGCCAACAAGAACAAGUUGCACUCGUCCUCUUCCACGUCCUCCCUCGCUUCUACAGCCUCUCCUCCUUCGAGACUACCAGCAACCCGGUUCAGACCCAGGCAUCCAGCAACAAUGGCGUUUACACGGUCAACAUCACGAGCACGACGAGCCAGGUGAACAUCUCGACCGGCGUCGUCAGCACGCCGGUCACCAACACGCUUAGAUCCGACUUCCCACUCGCCGUUUACUCGAUUGAUAAAGUCCUGCUGCCUUAUGACCUCUUCGGGGCCAAGCCUCCGGCGACGGCUCCGGCACCGGCACCGGCGAAGGAGAAGCCUGGGAAGAGCGACAAGACCCCGACAGCACCGAAGGCCGAUGGGCCUUCGGCGGAAUCGGAGAGCAGCCCGUCGGCGGCGGUCGGUUUGAAGGGGAGGGGAGUGCUGGUCUGGAGUUUUGUUGCGGGGGCGGGGGUGAUGGGGAUCAUUGGGAGUCUUUUGUGAGGAGUGCAUUGAGUUCUUCUUCAUGGGAUUGUAUUGCGUUGUGUUGCAUGGAUUUAUGGUUGUUAUUGCGAUUGUGUUCGAUUUGUUGUGGCGUUUUUUUUUCUCUUUUAAAUUUC
Messenger RNA from Elaeis guineensis (African oil palm), 921 nucleotides. Its product is annotated as fasciclin-like arabinogalactan protein 9. NCBI's taxonomy places the organism in Eukaryota, Viridiplantae, Streptophyta, Magnoliopsida, Arecales, Arecaceae. The record is from RefSeq and is a predicted model, not a curated record. Gene Ontology annotation, cellular component: plasma membrane. Gene Ontology annotation, biological process: plant-type secondary cell wall biogenesis.